This is a messenger RNA of Grammomys surdaster, 3115 nucleotides long. It is a transcript of the gene Gosr2, whose product is annotated as golgi SNAP receptor complex member 2. Bases 83 to 721 code for a protein of 212 amino acids. The transcript has 6 exons. Gene Ontology annotation, molecular function: SNARE binding; SNAP receptor activity. Gene Ontology annotation, biological process: intra-Golgi vesicle-mediated transport; vesicle fusion. The record is from RefSeq and is a predicted model, not a curated record. Gene Ontology annotation, cellular component: late endosome membrane; endoplasmic reticulum membrane; SNARE complex. Lineage: Eukaryota; Metazoa; Chordata; Mammalia; Rodentia; Muridae.
AGGGCGGGUCCUAAGACCGGAAGCAGGAAGUGGGUUGUGAGGACGUGUUCCGAGAAAGCCGCAGGCCGGCUAGGCCGGCGUCAUGGAGCCACUAUACCAACAAACGAACAAGCAGGUCCACGAGAUCCAGUCUCACAUGGGACGCCUGGAGAGGGCAGACAAGCAGUCUGUGCACUUAGUAGAAAACGAAAUCCAAGCAAGCAUAGACCAGAUAUUCAGCCAUCUGGAGCGCCUGGAGAUUUUGUCAAGCAAGGAGCCCCCGAAUAAAAGGCAGAAUGCCAAACUCCGUGUCGACCAGCUAAAGUAUGAUGUCCAGCACUUGCAGACUGCCCUCAGGAACUUUCAGCACCGGCGCCAAGCCAAGGAACAGCAGGAGAGACAGCGAGACGAGCUUCUGUCUCGCACCUUCACCACUAACGACUCUGACACCACCAUUCCCAUGGACGAAUCACUGCAGUUUAACUCCUCCCUCCAGAACAUUCACCACGGCAUGGAUGACCUCAUUGGAGGCGGGCACAGUAUUCUGGAGGGACUGAGGGCCCAGAGACUGACCUUAAAGGGCACUCAGAAGAAGAUCCUCGACAUUGCCAACAUGCUCGGCUUGUCCAACACAGUGAUGAGGCUGAUUGAGAAGCGGGCCUUCCAGGACAAGUACUUCAUGAUUGGUGGCAUGCUGCUCACUUGUGCAGUUAUGUUCUUUGUGGUACAGUACCUGACAUGAGCCGCUGUACCCAGCACUGGACAGCCUUCCCAUUGUGUGCGCAUGUGCAAGCAAGAAGUGGGCUGGGAGGCCCUUUUGAGAUGUAUGCCUUAACUGUGAAGACACCUCUCCCCCAGGACUAAUUGUGGCUUAGUAUCAAACCUGCUUUGUUUCCUGUGACAUCUGGGGAGUAGGACCUAGGGUCACCAAGGUGUGUGGUGUUUAGGAAGUGGCUCAAGAUCCUGUUCUCUGGCUUUCACUAGGGGGAGGGAUGGCUGGGUUUUGUGGUUUGUCCACACAGCUAAUGCUCUCCCUGGAAAGUGUGCAUUGUGAGGCUUGCACACAGGACUGUCCACACUGUUCACUCCUGGUCAUCACCAGCUUUUGUGGCUCCUGAUGGGUGGGCUGGAGCACAAUUGAGAAGAUGAGGAGAGAGGUCUUUCCCUGUGCUGUCAGGGAUAGAUCAGUUCUCACAUCCUUGCUUCUAGCCACUGCCCAGCCCCAGCCCCUAAGAAAACAUGACAUAGGUGACUAAUUGCUAACACCGGCACCCUUUCCUGGAAGCAGCUCCUCCAGGGAAGCAGUGCUGCUGCUGAUAAUGUAAGCGUUUCCAUGCCACAGUUGCUGGGUGUUUGUCCUUCCUGAAGUGCGGCUAGCAGUGUUCCCAGGGAGUGUUCAGUCUGGACACUGAAGCCCUGAGUCACCAGUGUUUUCCAGUUAAUGCAGCAGUGGCUCUUACAGUUCGGCUCAGACAGUAGCUUGGCACCUCCACCCAAGCUUUGAUGGGUGGGCCUUUGCCACUUUGAAAGUAGCCACGAGCAAAGGGUGACUUGUCAGUUACAGAUUCAUCUAGUUCUGCCAACUCAAAUUCUUUGACUGUCUCUCCCUUGAAAUAUAUUAGCAAUAUAUCAAUCAGCUAAGCCUCCAUUUUUCCAAGCCCUCAUAGGCCUCCCUGGGGAUGCCCCUGGUAAGUGUGUUUUUGUGACUGUUUCAGGGACCAGGUCAUUUUUACUUUUCCCAGCUGUGAUCAAGGCUGUGUCAGUACCUGGUGUAUUGCAGAACUUGUUUGAAAGUUAAUGUAUGUUGAGCACAUUUAUUUUGAUUAAUCUCUGCAAGUACUAGAGCGAUCUAGUGAGUUUAUUUGUUCAUCAGUCACAAGCCCUGCCCACCCAAGCAGUUCUGAGUUUAGUAGCCUCCUAGUAGGAAAACAGAUGCCAGAAUUCCUAAGAACUGGAAACUGGUCAGUAGUAAUCCUUCCUUUGAUUGCCGUACCUACUUCCUGUGCUUGCUUAAGUGUCCUGCUGUCUCCCUCUUCACAGUGUUGCAUCUCACCCCUCCUAUUGAGUAGCAGUUGGUCUCUGGGGUACAUCUGUGGCAUCCUUCUGGGGAGGUUUGUCAACUGUAUACACUUUAAACCUGAGUUUCCUGGGUACUAGCUUCAGUUCUGGUCAGAUGCAAUGUCUGUUGCUCCUUCCCUUUAGGCUAAAUGUGCCAUAGCUGGCCAGAAAGGAGGACUGUGACCCCUCUAGGAAGAGCUGAUAGUCUGCAGAGUGGGAACAGUGGUCUGCACAUCUCCAGACCUACAUCUCACUUUGGGGAGGCAGGUGGGCGUGGGCUCUUGGCUGGCCAUAGAGUGUAUACUCCACAGACCUGAUUCCUGUGCCCCCCGGCACCUGAAGUUCCCACUGGACAGCAUGCUUUGGAAGAUGUACAAGCUGUAACUGAGCCAUUUGGACUCAAACUGUGGGCAGCAAAGGCCCCAGCCCCUGCCCUGCAUUGACCGCUGGGCAGUGUUCUGUAGCACAUUAUAGUGUCCGCCUUUGUAGCAAUCCUUGGCUUUAGUGACUUGAUAUCCCACCUUCACAGUGAGGUCUCCCUUGGAAUGCAGUUGUGGUAAGGUGGUCAGCAUCACUGCCUGGGGCAGGGAACGGAAGCAGAGGAUCUGGACUCCAAGGGGCAUUGAACUCGCUGCCCAGGCUGCCCUCCCUCGAAUUCAGUGCCUUGUGAGAUCACUCUGACCUGAUUGGGUGAACUGUCCUUUCCAGCAGAGGGAAGGGCCCCUGGCCUGAAUGGGAUGCCCUCUAGUGGAGGAGGCCUGCGUUCUUAUCGGAGCUUGUCAGAAGCUGCAGCCUACCAGAUGUGUACACCUUUGUGCAGUAGUUUAAGUGACAGGGUUUGACAGGUGCCAGAAGGAAUCUAAAACUAAGUAAAUAGAUAUAUACUCCAUGUAUGGCCACGUGAAGGAAUGCUAAAUCCUAGGACCAAGUAAAUAGUAGGUUUUACAGGUUUCAUUUCAGGCUCUUUCUCAAAAGCCAGCUUGCCCUGUUGAAUUUAAUAGCUUUGAUUAUAUUUUCACCCCUUGUUUUCAGAACAUGUCAGCUGAAUAAAGUUGAGGUUUAUGUAGAAAAUGUUAAA